This is a messenger RNA of Neofelis nebulosa (Clouded leopard), 4948 nucleotides long. RefSeq names its product RB transcriptional corepressor like 2 (gene RBL2). The record is from RefSeq and is a predicted model, not a curated record. Gene Ontology annotation, biological process: negative regulation of G1/S transition of mitotic cell cycle; regulation of transcription by RNA polymerase II; cell differentiation. Gene Ontology annotation, molecular function: RNA polymerase II transcription regulatory region sequence-specific DNA binding. Gene Ontology annotation, cellular component: nucleus; transcription regulator complex; chromatin. Bases 874 to 3648 code for a protein of 924 amino acids. The transcript is spliced from 19 exons. Lineage: Eukaryota; Metazoa; Chordata; Mammalia; Carnivora; Felidae.
CUGUAAUUAUUUAAUCUGAAGAGUCUUUGUUUCCUGACAGUCCAACACCGUGAUCUUUUAUGAUUCAGUAAGAUCUUUUCUGAUAGAGUUGUUGAAUUAGUUUUAUUCAGUUCUUGAUUUAGUUAUUUGGGGGAGAGUUGUAUUGUACUCUUUUAUAGCCACCUUUCUCAUGACUUUCUCUGCAGCAUACGGGCAUCCUAGAUUAUGUUGUUCCUGAUAGAUAAGCCAUUUUUUUUGCCUGUUAUCUUUGUUGACUUCCUAUGGCAAGUACACCCUCGUGACAAGUUUGGGCUUGUCAUCCUGAAGGGCUUUGUGGCCCCAAGACCAAUUUGGUGCCACUUCCUGUUUUACAAUCUCCAGUCUCUUCAUUCCUGAUAAAUCAGCCAAUUUUGGAGUUUCAACAAGUUAUCUUUGUUGUUGGAAAGAUAACCUACCUCGCAAAGUGAGAUUUCUUUCUGAAGUCAGGAUUUGAAACUCGAAGUCUGUCACGUUGGGACAGUCCUGGAGUUUAAAUUAGAUUCUGACCCGUGGGGCAUUUUUUGUUAGAAGUUACUGUGCUGCUCUUUUUUUCCUUUAUGGCAAGUACACACCAGUGACAAGUUGAGGCUUGUCAGUGUGAUGGGCUUUGUAGCUUGAAGCCGUAGGUGCCACUUCCUGUUUUACAUUUGAGAAACCGUCUGCUUUAAUAUUAAACAUCUUUAUAGUGGAGCCAGGCAGGUUAGUUUGGUUCUAUCAGUGCAGAACUUAACCACCUAUUCUCAUUCGCCUUUCUGGCAACAGAAAAGCAUUUUUUCUCUUUAACUCAUUUAAAUUGAUUUGUUGAAUCAUCUAUACGAAAAGAGAAUUAUCCUGCUAUGCAGAGGUAAUUUCCCCAUGAUUAGUGAUGAUUUGGUCAAUUCUUACCAUCUUCUGCUGUGUGCUUUGGACUUGGUUUAUGGAAAUGCACUUCAAUGUUCCAACCGUAAAGAACUUGUAAACCCUAAUUUUAAAGGCCUGUCAGAGGAUUUUCAUGCUAAGGAUUCUAAACCUUCCUCGGACCCACCUUGUGUCAUUGAGAAACUCUGUUCCUUACACGAUGGCCUUGUUUUGGAAGCAAAGGGAAUAAAGGAACAUUUCUGGAAACCCUAUAUUAGGAAACUUUAUGAAAAAAAGCUCCUUAAGGGAAAAGAAGAAAAUCUUACAGGGUUUUUAGAACCUGGGAACUUUGCAGAGAGUUUUAAAGCCAUCAAUAAGGCCUAUGAGGAGUAUGUUUUAUCUGUUGGGAAUUUAGAUGAAAGGAUAUUUCUUGGAGAGGAUGCUGAAGAGGAAAUUGGAACUCUGUCACGGUGUCUGAACACUGGCUCGGGAGCAGAGGCUGCUGACAGGGUGCAGAUGAAGGCCAUCCUCCAGCAGCAUUUCGACAAGUCUAAAGCACUUAGGAUCUCCACACCACUGACGGGUGUGAGGUACGUCAAGGAUAACAGCCCUUGUGUGACCCCAGUUUCUACAGCAACACACAGCUUGAGUCGUCUUCACACCAUGCUCACAGGCCUCAAGAAUGCACCAAGUGAGAAAUUGGAACAGAUUCUAAGGACAUGUUCCAGGGAUCCAACACAGGCUAUUGCCAACAGAUUGAAAGAAAUGUAUGAAAUAUAUUCUCAGCAUUCCCAGCCAGAUGAGGAUUUCAGUAAUUCAGCUAAAGAAAUUGCCAGCAAACAUUUUCGUUUUGCAGAAAUGCUCUACUAUAAAGUAUUAGAAUCAGUUAUUGAACAGGAACAGAAAAGACUGGGAGACAUGGAUUUAUCUGGCAUUCUGGAACAAGAUGCAUUCCAUAGAUCGCUUUUGGCCUGCUGCCUUGAGGUCGUCACUUUUUCUUAUAAGCCUCCUGGGAAUUUUCCAUUUAUUACUGAAAUAUUUGAUGUGCCACUUUAUCAUUUUUAUAAGGUGAUAGAAGUAUUCAUUAGAGCGGAAGAUGGUCUUUGUAGAGAGGUGGUAAAACACCUUAAUCAGAUUGAAGAACAGAUCUUGGAUCAUUUGGCAUGGAAACCAGAGUCUCCACUCUGGGACAGAAUUAGAGACAAUGAAAACAGGGUUCCGACUUGCGAAGAGGUUAUGCCACCUCAGAACCUGGAAAGAGCAGAUGAUAUUUGUAUCACUGGCUCUCCUUUGACUCCCAGAAGGGUGAGUGAAGUUCGUGCUGAUACUGGAGGACUUGGAAGAAGCAUGACAUCUCCAGCCACAUUAUAUGACAGAUACAGCUCCCCGACAGCCAGCUCCACCAGAAGGCGGUUAUUUGUCGAGAAUGAUAGCCCCUCUGAUGGAGGGACACCUGGGCGCAUUCCCCCACAGCCCCUAGUCAAUGCUGUCCCUGUGCAGAAUGUAUCGGGGGAGGCUGUUUCUGUCACUCCAGUUCCUGGGCAGACUUUGGUCACCAUGGCAACAGCCACUGUCACAGCCAACAAUGGACAAACAGUGACCAUUCCUGUACAAGGUAUUGCGAAUGAAAAUGGAGGGAUAACAUUCUUCCCAGUCCAGGUCAAUGUUGGAGGGCAGGCCCAAGCUGUGACUGGCUCCAUCCAGCCCCUUAGUGCUCAGGCCCUGACUGGAAGUUUGAGCUCUCCACAGGUGACAGGAACAACUUUGCAAGUCCCUGGUCAGGUGGCCAUUCAGCAGAUCUCCCCAGGUGGACACCAGCAGAAACAAGGCCCACCUUUAACUGGCAACAGUAUUAGGCCCAGGAAGACCAGCUCUUUAUCGCUUUUCUUUAGAAAGGUGUACCACUUGGCAGGUGUCCGCCUUCGGGAUCUUUGUGCUAAACUGGAUAUUUCAGAUGAACUGAGGAAAAAAAUCUGGACCUGUUUUGAGUUCUCCAUAAUUCAGUGUCCUGAGCUUAUGAUGGACAGACAUCUGGACCAGUUGUUAAUGUGUGCUAUUUAUGUGAUGGCAAAGGUCACAAAAGAAGACAAGUCCUUCCAGAAUAUUAUGCGUUGUUAUAGGACUCAGCCACAGGCCCGGAGCCAGGUGUAUAGAAGUGUUUUGAUAAAAGGGAAAAGGAAAAGAAGAAAUUCUGGCAGCAGUGACAGCAGAAGCCAUCAGAAUUCUCCAACAGAACUAAACAAAGACAGAACCAGCAGAGACUCCAGUCCCGUCAUGCGGUCCAGCAGCACCUUGCCUGUUCCACAGCCCAGCAGCGCUCCUCCUACACCUACUCGCCUCACAGGCGCCAACAGUGACAUGGAAGAGGAGGAGAGGGGAGACCUCAUUCAGUUCUACAACAAUAUCUACAUAAAGCAAAUUAAAACAUUUGCCAUGAAGUACUCACAAGCAAACGUAAUGGAUGCUCCUCCUCUCUCUCCCUAUCCAUUUGUCAGGACAGGCUCUCCUCGCCGAAUACAGCUAUCUCAAAAUCAUCCUAUCUACAUUUCACCACAUAAAAAUGAAACAAUGCUUUCUCCUCGAGAAAAGAUUUUCUAUUACUUCAGCAACAGUCCUUCAAAGAGACUGAGAGAAAUUAACAGUAUGAUACGGACAGGAGAAACUCCAACCAAAAAGAGAGGGAUACUUUUGGAAGAUGGAAGUGAAUCACCUGCAAAAAGAAUUUGCCCAGAAAAUCACUCUGCCUUAUUACGCCGUCUCCAAGAUGUAGCUAAUGACCGAGGUUCUCACUGAGGUUAGUCUGUUGUAUUGAAAUUAUCUUUUCACAAACCCUGUCCAGCAGCACCAUUUAAUGCAUGCUCGCGUAUGGGGCUCUUUUCCUAAUCUUCCAGUAUCCUCUUUGGAUAUUUCUACUCAUCCCAGCUGCCUUUUUCCUACCACUCAGUGCUUGCCAUCAAGACUGCUUAGAAUCCAAAUGUGGAUUUUUUUUUAACUCUUCGGCAAAGCUUUUACACGAGCUGCAGAGAACAGAGCGUGCUCACCUCUGUGUAAGAGGUCUCUGUGGAUGUGCUCCAGCAGAGGGACUGUAUUUCGGUUCAUUCCCACCUGUUUCAUGGUCAGCUUCUGGCCCUCACGAAAAGCAAAACAAAAACUUAGGUGUUUGUCCCAAAACGCCUGGUAGGAGUGGGAGGUUUUUGCAUUCCUGCAACAGAGUGAGGGCAAGAGCCCCGAUCUGGAGGCCCUAGAUUCUUACCCCAGUCUCCUGUUCGCGUGGUGUAACCGUUCCCUCUCCCCUUUAGGUGUGGUGGUGUGGGAAGUGCUGGGUUGUUUGGUGUGCAAUGUGUGAGUGAACUUGUAUAAGAAGUGGCACUUUAGGGCUGUAAAAAGCAUGGUUUUGUAACCCAGAUUUUGCUGUAUAUUUGCGAUGGCACUUUCUAUAAUGUGAACUUUAUUAAGUACAAAACUUCCAGGCUAAACAUGCAAUAUCAUCUUUGAUGCUUUUGUACUUUUUUUAAACUGUUAAAGCCCCAGUAGCUGCCUUUGGGCAUGUGUUUUUAAUUCUCCAGUGUUUUGUUGUUAAUAGGGAUCAGUUGGCUAAGUAAAGAUUUUAAAUCAAGUUGAAUUAAGGGAAUAUGAAAAAUUCUGACCUCUUCUUUAAGAGGCAGUUAUCCUGAAAGACACGUGUCUAUUAAGGUGAUAAACUUAAAAUAUCUUUGGGUGUGUUCCUGGCAGUUUAAAAAAUAGGUUGGAGAAUUUAGGUUUUUAUUAGUACAUAGUACCAUUUAUAAAAAUUAGAAAUGUUAUUUAACAGCUGUUGAAUUAUCUCUAUAUACCUUUAUUAAUCACUAUCGUUCCAGCAGUUUUAAAGUUGAAUGAAUAAUCUUAUUAGGGAGAAAAUUCAAUUGUAAAUUGAAUCAGUAUAAACCAAGUUACUGGGUAACUUCAUAUUGCUCUGAAAGAAAUAUGGAACUUACACUGUUCAGUUAGAAUAGUGGUCUGCAAAAAUAUUUAUAAAACCUCUUCAAGAUACUUACUGCUACUGUAAUUUUAUAUGAAAAUAAGUGUAUUUUUCAAUAAAGCAUUUAUAAAUUAA